AAAUGAAUUGAUAUCGCGUUUACGCGUUUUUGUGCCGUGCUUACCAGGCCAAAUGGGGAUAUUGUAAAACGAUGAAAGUUUAUAUGGCAAAUCGUAUGACAUUUGAAAGCACCAAUCCACAAUGCAUCGUCGAUCAGGUAACAGUUCCAAAAUUGGUACAGAAACCGAUGAAACUAACUGUAAUAAGAUUAUAUGUUUUAUAAUAUUUAAUAAUAAUCCUAAAUUUCAACAUACACCCAAUGACGAUGAAGCCGGAUAUAACAGUGCCCUAGAUGAUUUUGUAAACAUCAUAAAAAUUACUAUAAAAAUUAACUUCAUUUCCACAAAAUACUGACGAGUUGUGCUUUCUAUAAUGAUUUCACUUUUAAGACUGAUUCUUAAAAAAGUAAACUCAAAUCAAAUCUCCCACAAUCAAAAAACUAAGUAAUUGAAAUGAAGAUGUUAACAUUUGUAUUCGUGGACUUGUGAAUGUGGGUUUUGUUAAAGUGUGUCAAGUUUGAUUAACGAGUUUUUGUGCGCUUGUUAACAAACGAAUUUUGUUUAAUGUCGUUUACUGGUAAAUAAGAAAAAUAAACAAGAUUUCCAAUAAAAUGUUCUUGCAAGAUUUACUUUCAUAAGUUUACUCUAGUUUCACUUUACAAUCGGGUACGUAAAGAACAAUUGUGGUCCUCUAUUUCGAAAUAUGCGUGUAAUACACAUUUUACUGUUUUUCUGUAUAGUGGCCUUGACUCAGUGGACGGAAUGCGUCUUCGGUGAAACGAAUUUAAUAGAUACGAAUGAGAAAUCUACUUUGAGACCAGUAGUGGAACGAGUGUUUUCACGCAAGAAAAGAUGGAUGCUAUUUCCCAAAGGAGCAAACCUUAAGUUUACUUUAAACGUUAGUAAACGUCUGUUGGCCAUGUAUCCAAAAGGAUUUAAUUUUAAUUUUGAAGCGGCAAUUUACUAUCCCAUGCCUUCAGCUAGAAUUGACCUAAUACCUAAGAGAUUUAGAAAACCCACUACAAAAGCACCUGCACCUAAAGGACCUACACCACUUUACUUGGUUGGAAUACCGGGGUCCCUUAUAAAAUAUCGUGCCAAACCGGCUACUAAGCCAGCAAAGGUACAACGUAUUGACCAAAAUAUCUCAUCAUUACAAUGGGUAUCCUCACCAUCAGCUUCCUUAUCCAAUACGUAUUACAACAAAUCGCAAAAAUGGUCAAAAUACAGUUCUCCUGAGUAUUUGAAAAACUAUCAGUGGACCCCAGAAAAGCAACAAAAAUAUGUGAAUAAAUAUUUCGAUUAUAAUAAUAAAUGGAGUCGAUGGUCUACAAAUACAAGGACGCCUCAUUCGGUACAAAAUCCCUCUUUUAAUAACCAGUGGAAUCCUCGGCCGCGUUACAGUAGGGAUGUAGCAGACGUCGAUGACUCGUUUUCAUCAAUUGACGACUAUCAUCACAAGGAAUAUGAACCCAUUUACUUUGAAGAUCUAGAACCCUUUGAAGAUUCCCCUCACUAUCAUUCCUAUCGUGGUCGUAGAGAACUGUUUCAUCACUUUGAAGGGUUUUCAAAAAUUUUAGGAAUUGAUAUGAAGUCUUGUAUCUUGCGAGCAGUGUGUGAUAGUAAACGAUUUCUUUUGCCUCCUGGUUAUUCCAUGAUCCAGGAUAUACUGCGCGUAGUUUUUACAUUUCCUACAAUUAAUGGUUUAAAAGAUGAUUACACCCGCAUAAUGGAAGCAGAUUACGAAACUUGUGAUGCUCACGUUCAUAAUAAGUGUCCACUUAGUAUAUUAGAUUGGUUAUUAAACUCAAAAAAAUCCUUAUGAGUCAAAAUUAAACUAGAUAAUAAAAAAAACAAAGUACAAAGUACAUUUAUUUGAUCAAGUCCAAAUCGAUCUUGUUUAAUAAUGAAUUUUGAAUUAAAGAACAAAAUGAGAAGACCAUAAUGAAUCCUUGCAAAGAUUAUAGCGUCUAGUACAGUUUUCUUUUAAGGCAUUGGCCGUAUCAUAACGUUGCUCUUUA
Molecule: messenger RNA, 2000 nt
Organism: Lucilia cuprina (Australian sheep blowfly)
Lineage: Eukaryota; Metazoa; Arthropoda; Insecta; Diptera; Calliphoridae
Exons: 3
Coding region: 683-1804 (373 amino acids)
Source: RefSeq, a predicted model, not a curated record